This is a messenger RNA of Ixodes scapularis (black-legged tick), 1301 nucleotides long. RefSeq lists its product as uncharacterized. Gene Ontology annotation, molecular function: molybdate ion transmembrane transporter activity. The transcript has a single exon. The record is from RefSeq and is a predicted model, not a curated record. Lineage: Eukaryota; Metazoa; Arthropoda; Arachnida; Ixodida; Ixodidae. Gene Ontology annotation, cellular component: membrane. Gene Ontology annotation, biological process: molybdate ion transport. The coding region runs from base 32 to 1207 and encodes 391 amino acids.
ACUUGAUAUGAUUACGACACCCAGGCUAUAGAUGUCCUCCUCCGCCAUGGCGAUGGCAGAUUUUCGGGAAGUCCUGUCCCUCUGGCAGCCGAUCAUCUUCUACAUCCUGUUGACGCUGGGUGACCGAAUGCAGAACCCUUACGAGUACAAGCUCUACUACUACAACAAGGUCAGCGGACACGGCAUCGCCCAGAUCUACGCCGCAGGUGCCGUAGCCGCGAGCCUUGCCGACGUCUUCGGUCGCUCUGUGGCUCGUCGGGUCGGCUGGAAGAUAUCGGCCGCGCUCCUCCUGGCCUUCCUUGUCGAGUCAUGCCUGCUAAAGAACACAGAGGAACUCCAGCCUCUCAUCACCAGCAAGAUCUUAUCUAAGGUUUGCCUCAUCACCAUAUUUCCACUGGCGGUGGGACAGUUCAAUCCUCGUAUGAUGCCUUCCGAAUUCGUCAUCGUUACCGUCAUCGGGGGCAUAGGAAUAAUAUCUGGCUUGGUCGGCACCUUCCUCUGCGACGUGGUGUACUUUAACUGCUACAUCAUGUACCGUAUCUCGGCUGUCGUGCUGACCGUUGCCUUCUGCUUCCAUUGGCUCGGCGGACCGAGUCAACCAAUCAAAUGUCUUCAGGGACCACGUGACGGUGACUGGAGGGCUACCACCGCCGUGCUUUCCUCCCAAGCCGCUCUGUGGUGCUGCAGUACCAUCGUUGAAAUCAACUGGUGUCCGUUGUCCAGCGGUACCAACAUCGAUGUGGGUGUCCUUUACGCAUUGUACUGCCAGUGUCAUCUGCUCGGUGGUUCCUUCUUCGCGGUCAUCCAAAUGUUCAAGGCUACCUUUCGCUACGCUUUGACUCUUUCCUCCAUCGUCGCUGCCACGGGGAUGUUCUUCUGCGCCAUCUCGACGUACAAUCAGCGUUCUGUGUUGGUCGCCAUCAUGGCGCUGACAGCGUUUCAUUUCGCGCUGGGUCUGCAAGGAACAGCGCUUCGAAGGUUGAGGUCUAAGACAUCGGUUUCUCCAGUUGCGGAGGCGUGCGCUAGGUCCGCUGGUCGAAUCACGGGAGCGCUUCUGGUCUUGUUCACCGAUCACACCUCGUCCUCCGAGCUGCGCGUUGUUUUGUUUGUCUGUUUUGCCUCCAUUCUUGCAGCGAUGUUGCCUGUUCAGCUGCUGGCGAAGUGGAGGAGGAGAAGAGGACCCAAAGUGCUACAAGUCUUGGAGUGAUUGUCAGCCAUAUUUUCAGUUUGCCUCGCCUUGUCCACCAAUAAAACGACAUAUUCUUCGAGCGUGCUAGAAACCGCUCGAGUUAUUUUCGCAU